ACAGCGGCGGCCGGGCGGCGGGGAGGGCAGGGCCUACAGCGGAAGUCGGCGGCGCGACGCGCCCGCCCUUGUGUUAGCUCCCGGCUGCGGCCUGUGUCCCGCUGCAGGGGCGGCUGGGGGGCACCUGUCUCUGCUCCUUGGGCCUCCACGCUUGCCGUCUGCGUGGUCCGUGCCUGGUAGUUCGGGCUGGCGCCACGCGGGUGCUGCCCCUUAACUUGUGUUGCAGGAAUUCUGCGGGACCUGGCUGGGCGCAUGAAGCAAGUGCAGACGCGGGGAGGGCACGGGCCCUGGCCUCCAGGAGCUCGCGGGGUCUAGGGGGAGACGGACGGGCGGGGUCCGUGUCACCCUGUCGAGUGGGAGUCAGGUGCCCGUGGGGAGGAGACCCGCUCCACCAGGACCUCAACUGCCCGGUCCUGGAGGGUCUUUAUAUCACAGAACCCAAGACCAUUCAGGAACUGCUGUGUAGUCCCUCGAAGUACCGCUUGGAAAUCCUGGAGUGGAUGUGUAUUCGGGUCUGCCCCUCCUGGCAGGACAAGUUCAGCUCACUAAGGGGGGCCCCAGUCGAGGUGAAGAUCCAAGAGAUGGUGAGACUAGGCCAGGAGCUGAUGCUGUGUGGGCUGGAUGACCAGGAGCUCCUAAAGGGCCGGGCCUGCGCCCAGAAGCAGUUGUGCUUCAUGAACCAGCUGCUGGAUGGGGUCCAGAGCCUGACUGCCGGAUGCUGCAGCCGCUCCAGCAGUGUGAAGGAGCUCUUAGAGGACACCAGAGAGAAGAACGAGGUGCUUCUGGGGGAGCUCUUCUCCAGCCCCCACCUGCAGACGCUCCUGAGCCCCGAGUGUGAGCCAUGGUCCCUAGACGUUCAGCCCUUCCUCAGGCAGCAGAGCGGUGCCUGGCAGAGGGCCAGCCCCUGCGUGGAGUUGGAGGACGUGAACGUGGUGGAGCUGGGCAGGCAGCUGCAGGAGAGCGCCGCCAAACUGCAGGCGCUCAGGGUGGAGCACAAGCAAGGGGGCGCUGUGAGCGGGGCCGACACCAGCACCCUGGACCAGAAGCUGCGCCUGGUCGUCUCUGACUUCCGCCAGCUCGUUGUGGCUUUCCUCCAAGUCUACGACGACGAGCUGGGUGAGUGCUGCCGGCGCCCGGGCCCCUACCUCCACCCGUGUGGCCCCAUCGUCCAGGCCGUGCACCAGACCCUGACUUCGUGCAACCAACUGCUGAGAGCGGUCACGCAGGUCGCGGACACCUCGGCAGAAGCCGUGCAGAUGGUGAAGCAGCAGCAGGACGAGCGCAUCUGUUGGGGCGGCAGCAACCCUCUCACAAGUCUAGCCACCAAAAUGGAAGAACUAACUGAGAAAUACAAGAUCUUCAAUGACAGUCUGAAAGACAUGGAGUAGUCUGGGGACUGGAAGCUCUGCCCUGAGGA
This is a messenger RNA of Neofelis nebulosa (Clouded leopard), 1417 nucleotides long. It is a transcript of the gene HAUS7, whose product is annotated as HAUS augmin like complex subunit 7. Bases 501 to 1388 code for a protein of 295 amino acids. The record is from RefSeq and is a predicted model, not a curated record. Gene Ontology annotation, biological process: spindle assembly; centrosome cycle. Gene Ontology annotation, cellular component: HAUS complex. Gene Ontology annotation, molecular function: microtubule minus-end binding. The transcript is spliced from 10 exons. Lineage: Eukaryota; Metazoa; Chordata; Mammalia; Carnivora; Felidae.